Messenger RNA from Oncorhynchus tshawytscha (Chinook salmon), 1453 nucleotides. It is a transcript of the gene nat8, whose product is annotated as N-acetyltransferase 8. The coding region runs from base 374 to 1024 and encodes 216 amino acids. The transcript is spliced from 2 exons. The record is from RefSeq and is a predicted model, not a curated record. Gene Ontology annotation, molecular function: N-acetyltransferase activity. Lineage: Eukaryota; Metazoa; Chordata; Actinopteri; Salmoniformes; Salmonidae.
UAUCUAUUACAAACAUCGUUUUCAUUACAGCAGAAAUAUUACUAUUUUGAUAGCCAAGAUAUCAUUUGACUGGUUAGCUAACCAUUUAUAAAUGUAGCUUUUCAGUAGAGUCACGUGCUAUUUGCUAAUCGGGACAAACUAUUUUAGUUUAUAUCAAUUAUUUGAUAAAUAAUACAGCUAUGUAUCAAAAGACGAUUUUUAAAAUUAUAGUUAAGGGAUGAUCUAUGGUUUGAUGUCCCAUCUUAAUCGGAUAACCGACAGGACACUGACACUGCAGUCAGGUGUCGGGGCAGCGAGGUGCUUUUACCAACGCGGAUGUAUAAAACACUAGGAACACGUGUUCUUUCCGCGACAGAUUGGCCAGACCAGUGCCAUGGCUGCUGACAUCACUAUCCGAAGAUACCAGGAAGAUGACAAGGAGACCGUGAAGGAGAUCUUCACCAUGGGGAUGAGCGAGCACAUCCCCUCCUCCUUCAUGCACCUCCUCAAACAGCCCCUGACCCAGAUGAUCCUGAUGGUCACGUUCUGCGCCCUGCUGGCCAGCUCCAAGUCCGUCCUGCUGCCUGUAGUAGGAGUCACUCUCCUCCUGGCCGGGGCCAAGCAGCUGGUGGGCUACCUCUUCAACAGCUACAUCGACACCUGCCUGAGGAAGGACCUCGACCACAUCCAGGAGACCUACCUGGAGAACAAGGACUCGUGUUUCUGGGUGGCUGAGAGCGACGGCCGGGUGGUGGCAACGGUGGCCUGCCUGCCCGCGGAGAGGGAACCAGGCUGCAUGGAGCUGAAGAGGUUGUCUGUACGUCAUACACACCGGGGGAUGGGCAUCGCCAAGGCCCUCAGCAGGACAGUGGCAGACUUCAGCAGGGAGAGGGGCUUCCCUGCGGUCGUCCUCUACACGUCUGUAGUGCAGACUGAUGCACAGAGGCUGUAUGAGAACGUGGGCUACACACGGGUCAGAGAGUUCGUCAUCCCUGAGCCCAUCGCCAAAAUCACCAACUUUACAGUAAUAGAGUACAGGUUGUAAUAUGAUCCUGAUGGUCAUCUACGCAGGUUGGAACAUUUUGAAUAUGUACUCAACAUGUACUCUUAAAUGUCCACUCAGCACAGCCCUCGGAGCAUGGUACCUCUCUAGGUUUAUAUAUAUAUAUAUAUAUAUAUAUAAUAUAUAUAUUAGGUGCAUAUGCUUUGGCAUAUGCAUUGAUAGAUUUUUAGACUGGGUAUCUGUAAACCACUUUGUGACAACUGCUUAUGCAAAAAGGGGAUUUAAGAAACAUUUGCUUGAUUGACAGAUUUGUAUUAUUACAAUAAUAAUAUAACAUUAUUAUUAUUAUUAUGUUAAUAAUCCAUCAAUGGUUGAAUUGCGUUCUUUUUCUUUGUACCAAGCUUCCAAUGGCUGGAGCUAAUCAACGUGGUAAAUGAAAAAUACCCAAAUAAAAUGUAAAGCUGUGCUGUU